Molecule: messenger RNA, 3516 nt
Organism: Acanthochromis polyacanthus (spiny chromis)
Lineage: Eukaryota; Metazoa; Chordata; Actinopteri; Pomacentridae
Gene: parga
Product: poly (ADP-ribose) glycohydrolase a
Exons: 18
Coding region: 178-2508 (776 amino acids)
Biological process (GO): regulation of DNA repair; nucleotide-sugar metabolic process; ATP generation from poly-ADP-D-ribose
Cellular component (GO): nucleus; cytoplasm
Molecular function (GO): poly(ADP-ribose) glycohydrolase activity
Source: RefSeq, a predicted model, not a curated record
UUCCUGCCGUCAAGGUGCCGCAGCUGCACCGCUGCAACAACGAAAGUAAACCGAACGGUAACAUUUUCUUGAGUAAUCUGUAGUAAAUAAAUAAUUAUGUAAUGCACCUCAGUCAGAAGUCUCAUGCAAAGACGGACAUGCCUUUAAUUUCGUAUCGCCUUGUAUGACCUGUGAAAGAUGGAUGAAGUAAUGGAUUCUCAGAAAAGUUUGACUGAUGAAGUCAAGCCAGACGAUGUAAAGAACAACGUUCCACAAACAAACUCAACAGAUGGAAAAGAUGAACUCCUAUGUGAACCACAAAUACCUGACACUACAAAAGACUGUGAGCUAACAGAGAACACACACGAUGCCUCUCAGAAUUCAGUGGACUGUGGCUCUGCAGGUGAACUGGAUGAAUCUGUUCUUGCAGGUAACAGAAGUAAUGCAGAUGAGUUACACUGUUCUAAUGGGCAGAAAUCUAAGAGGCCCAGUUCGCCUGGUCCCCACUCUGUUAAAACAACCUGUGUUGCUGCACACUCAACAAAUCCAAAACUCACCCUCUGUCUUAGUAACAGUCCCAUGAAGGUUGUAAGUACACCCAGUGAUGUGGAGAUGCUGAGUCCUGACAGUCCAGUCAGUAAAACCAUGAUCACCAACAACUCUGCAGAGAAGGAUUGUGAUGGCAGUGCUUCUGCAGAGGACACUGGCUUUGGAAAGGCUCAGGUAAUGGGAUCUCAGCAGAUUGUCAAAGACUUUGAUCUUGGAAGUUCGGCCAAAGAAAGCGUUCUUCCCGUUGCCGUGGGUCCUGAGGAUGCUGAAGUAGCAGAGUGCAGUAGCUCAUCUAAUAUGAGCCAGGACUUAACUGAAAGCCAGUCAUUUGCAAUUUUCAAAAGGUACUUUGUUUCGUUUACAUUGCGUAAUUUGGACAAACGAUGGCUGGGAACACCCAUAGAUGAGCUGAACAGAAUACCCCAGUGUGCUCCCCCUCUGUCUCACCUGAAAGCAGUGCCUAAUCACACUGUCACAGUCAGGACAGAUCUCCUCAAAGAGGGAGAGGUCCCUGUCCCAUACCCCACCAAGUUCAAAGAUGCAUGGGAUGAUGUGUCAGUGAAGAUGCCCUGCUCUGAGAAGAAUCUGUUUCCUAUGGAUACUGAGGAUGGAGGCGGCGUCCAAAGUCGGUGGGAGCUGAUCCACACUGCCUUGCAGGGAGGGUUCAAAAGUUGUUUGGAUGUGAGGGAUGCAAUAUUGAGGUACAACACAGCCAAUGCAAAGAAAUGGGACUUCACUGCCCUGAACCUGCUUUGCACAGAGUAUCUUGAGCAUUGUGAGAUGCAACACCUGUUUGAGGUUGUGCUACCUGCUAUGGUCGACCUGGCUCUCAGCGCUCCUCGCCUUUGCACAAUGCCAAUCCCUCUACUGAAGUCAAGGAUGAACCAUUCUUUGACUCUGUCUCAGGAGCAAAUAGCCUGUCUUCUGGCCAACGCCUUCUUCUGCACAUUCCCCCGACGCAACUCCCGCAAAUCGGAGUACGGAAAUUACCCUGAGAUCAACUUCUACAGGUUGUUUGAAAGUUCUUCACCAAAAAAAAUUGAGAAAUUGAAAACACUGCUGUGUUACUUCAGGAAAGUUACACAUACCAGACCCAAGGGUCUUGUUACAUUCACAAGACAAACACUAAACAAUCCUCCAAACUGGGAAAGCUCCCAGACUCAGCUGACACGCCUACAUAUCACUUGUCAAGGGACCAUUGAGGAUGAUGGAUAUGGGAUGCUGCAGGUGGACUUUGCAAACAGACUAGUCGGUGGUGGAGUCACAGGAAACGGACUGGUUCAGGAAGAAAUCAGGUUCCUCAUUAAUCCUGAACUCAUUGUCUCACGCCUCUUUACUGAAUCUAUGGAAUACAAUGAAUGCCUCAUCAUCACAGGAACUGAACAGUACAGUAAAUAUUCUGGCUAUGCCGAGAGUUACAAAUGGAAAGACAGCUACAAAGACGAGACACCCAGGGACGACUGGCAGAGGAGAUGUACAGAGAUCGUGGCCAUUGAUGCUUUAAAAUACCGGCACUUCCUAGAGCAGUUCCUCCCAGAGAAGAUGACCAGAGAACUCAAUAAGGCGUAUUGUGGAUUCUAUCGAAAUAACGCCAACAGCAAACAUCUCUCUGCGGUAGCCACGGGCAACUGGGGCUGUGGAGCUUUUGGUGGAGACACACGACUCAAAGCGCUGAUUCAGUUCAUGGCAGCAGCAGAGGCCGGGAGAGACGUGGCAUACUUCACGUUUGGAGAUGCUCAACUCAUGAGAGAUGUUUAUGAAAUGCACACUUUCCUCACCGAGAGACAAGUCACCGUUGGCCAGCUGUACAGCCUUUUAAACCAGUACUUCAAUCUGAUGUGCAAGAAUUGCCGCACGACCCGACCUAACAUCAGUCUCUACAGUUUCAUCAACGAGAGAGUCUCCUCCCCUGCGACUGCCGACACCUCGGACUCCGCAAAGGAUUCUGGGAUGUCGCCUGUAACAUCGGACUCUCAUUAACUCCCUUCUUUUGUCUCUCUCUGUAGAAGAGACUCCAGGUUCAGAAACUUCAGUGUGCUCUCAGUCUUGUGCUUACAAUCACUCGUUCUCUCACAUACACUCCCUUUAAGUUUGUGAUUCCAACACACAAACUACACAAACACAGUUUUGCCUUUCUCGCUGGUGGUAUUAUAGGAGCCUGGUAGUACGGCACCAAACGUGGUGAAAUGUUUCAGAGACUUAUAGCAAUAGUAAAUCCUGGUUGCUGUUAGGCCUUUGUUUAGUCUAAAUGUGAUGUGGAAUUCUUUUUUAAGCACUAAUUACAAAUACGGCCAAAUAUUCAUCAUAUGCAUGAUUGUGGACACUUUUCACUAUUGAUAAUCCAGGACAUGAUAAUCCCCCUGGUUAUCUUGUCUUAUAUUGUGUUUGCUACUUUUUUUUGAUGAGUUAUAUUCUCUAUUUACCAUACCCAGCCUGUGGUGAGGUUCCUGAAUGCCGAGAGAUGAUGAGAUGCCAUACUGUAGUCUAUGCAUGGGUAACAUUUAUUUAUCAAAUAUUCUACAACAAAUAUAUGCUGCUCUUUUAUAUCCUAUAUGAUGUUGGAGUUCAACAUACACAUUGUCCUUAAGGCUUAUUUUAAUAGGAGUCAAAAUAAUCGCUCGAUAGGAAAAUCAUCUCAGAUGAAAUGGAUACUCGGAAUUUAUGGUCACUUCAUCAAUUUAAAAUAUAUUCAGUGUUAAGCACAGUAUUGAUACUGUAUAUAUGAAUUAAAGGGGGAGCAGAGAAAGAGAGAAUUGCACGAAUAGUAUUAUUUUUGUUAAUGUUUUUACUCAACAUUUACUUUGGGGAAUGUGGUUAGGUUUUUUUGUAUAAUUUACUGUGUUUUCUGGUUGACUGUGGGUUCUAUUUAAUGAUGGGUUCAUGAAUAGAUUAAAGACUAUAAUGUAUUGCAUAGGACUGUACUUGAGCCUUUUAGGUUGUACUAUUUUUAUUAUAAUUUCCUAAUUAAAGUAUAUCCUGUUAAAAUUC